AUGUCAAAAUUGACAUCAGAUUUAGAUUCAAGCAGGAUUCAGAUUAAAAAUAGAACUGAAGUCACUAUGUUUAUAUUGAAGGGCUUCACAGAUGAUUUUAAUGUGCAGAUAUUCCUAUUUUUACUUUUUCUAGCAAUCUAUCUUUUUACACUGGUAGCAAAUUUAGAACUGGUUUUAUUGGUCAUCAUGGAUUCUCAUAUCCACAACUCUGUGUACUAUUUUCUGAGUGUGUUAUUCUUGGAGGCCUGCUAUUCCUCAGUCGUCACUCCAAAAAAGUUGGUCAAUUUCCUAUCAGAGAAUAAAACCAUUUCCUGUCUUGGAUGUGCAGCACAGACGUUUUUCUUUGUUACUUUUGGGACCACAAAAUGCUUUCUCUUGGCUGCAAUGGCCUAUGAUCACUAUGUAGCCAUCUACAACCCUCUCCUGUAUUCAGUUAGCAUGCCACCCAGAGUCUAUGUGUCCCUCAUCAUUGCUUCCUAUGUUGGUGGCAACUUGCAUGCUUCUGUACACACAGUGACCACAUUUAGCCUAUCCUUCUGUGCAUCCAAUGAAAUUAGAUAUGUCUUUUGUGACAUCCCUCCUCUCCUCGCUAUUUCUUGCUCUGACACUCACAUAAACCAGCUUCUACUCUUCUACUUUGUGGGCUCUGUUGAGACAGUCACUAUCCUGAUUGUCCUGAUCUCCUAUGGCUUCAUUGUGUUGGCCAUCCUGAGGAUGCAUUCUGCUGAAGGAAGAAGGAAAGUCUUUUCUACAUGUGGCUCUCACCUAACUGGAGUAUCAAUUUACCACAGAAUCAUCCUCUUCAUGUAUGUGAGACCAAGUUCCAGCUAUGCUUUGGACCAUGAUAUGAUUGUGUCCAUAUUUUACACCAUUGUGAUUCCCAUGCUGAACCCCAUCAUCUAUAGUUUAAGGAACAAAGAUGUCAAAGAGGCAAUGAAGAGACUUAUUGUGCAGAGCUACCUGUUCAAUAGACUCAUCUUAUAUUCUUUUUCCUGUCAAUUAUCCUGUUCCACUAGUUUCCAUUCCAGAGCAGUGGUUACCAGCACAGCAGACAGUAUUUUGGAGACUAUUCACCUUUUUUGA
Messenger RNA from Hippopotamus amphibius kiboko, 1083 nucleotides. RefSeq names its product olfactory receptor 5T1-like. The record is from RefSeq and is a predicted model, not a curated record. Gene Ontology annotation, cellular component: membrane. Gene Ontology annotation, molecular function: olfactory receptor activity; odorant binding; G protein-coupled receptor activity. The coding region runs from base 1 to 1083 and encodes 360 amino acids. Gene Ontology annotation, biological process: G protein-coupled receptor signaling pathway; sensory perception of smell. The transcript has 2 exons. Lineage: Eukaryota; Metazoa; Chordata; Mammalia; Artiodactyla; Hippopotamidae.